Molecule: messenger RNA, 465 nt
Organism: Spirodela intermedia
Lineage: Eukaryota; Viridiplantae; Streptophyta; Magnoliopsida; Alismatales; Araceae
Source: the annotation of a GenBank genome assembly
AUGGAUGUGAGGAUGUUCGGAGUAGAAAAUCCCCUCUUCUCCACGCUGCAGAACCUGAUGACCAUCCCGGAAGAGGUGGAGAAGGCCUUCAACGCGCCUACUCGAUCCUAUGUCCAGGACGCGAAGGCCAUGGCCUCCACUCCCGCCGACGUCAAGGAAUACCCCGGCCACUAUGUCUUCGUCGUCGACAUGCCGGGGAUCAAGUCUGGCGAGAUCAAGGUGCAGGUUGAGGACGACAACGUCCUGGUCAUCAGCGGGGAGCGCAAGGACGAGGACAAGGACGGGAAAUACCUCCGCAUGGAACGGAGAUUCGGGAAGUUCAUGAGGAAGUUCCAUCUUUCGGAGAACGCCAACACCGACGCCGUCACGGCCGUGUGCCAGGACGGGGUGCUCACCGUCAGAGUGGAGAAGGUGAAGCCACCGGAGCCCAAGAAGCCGAAGAACAUCGAGGUCAAGAUCGCUUGA